Messenger RNA from Sceloporus undulatus (fence lizard), 559 nucleotides. RefSeq names its product fatty acid-binding protein, liver. The record is from RefSeq and is a predicted model, not a curated record. Gene Ontology annotation, molecular function: fatty acid binding. Gene Ontology annotation, cellular component: cytosol; nucleus. Gene Ontology annotation, biological process: fatty acid transport. Lineage: Eukaryota; Metazoa; Chordata; Lepidosauria; Squamata; Phrynosomatidae. The coding region runs from base 93 to 473 and encodes 126 amino acids. The transcript has 4 exons.
AUUUCCUUCUUUAUAAAUAGCACCUGCCCUGUUAGAAGUUGCCACUGUCCUUUCCCCAGCUUGGCUCUCCUACCAUUCAGGGGUACACCGAAAUGGCAUUCAACGGCACGUGGCAGGUUUAUGCCCAGGAGAAAUACGAAGAGUUCCUGAAAGCUAUUGCCUUGCCGGAUGAUAUCAUCAAAGCUGCCAAAGAUGUCAAGCCCAUCACCGAAAUCCGUCAGACAGGGAACACCUUUGUCGUCACGUCCAAGACCCCCAGCAAGUCCGUCACAAACUCAUUCACGCUGGGGAAAGAAACAGAAAUGACCACGAUGGAUGGCAAGAAAGUCAAGUGCAUAGUGAACCUGGUAGAUGGGAAGUUAGUAGCCAAAUCUGAGAAAUUCACCCACGAGCAGGAAAUAGUAGGCGGCGAAAUGGUGGAGACCAUAACAUCUGGCUCAGCAACAUUUGUCCGGAAAAGCAAGAAGGUUUAAAAACAAUGAAGGUGCCUCUGUUUUGUAGUUGAAUUUUUAAAAUAUGUGUGUGUGUAUUUGGAUAAUAAAGUGCACUGUGUAUCAUG